UAGCGCUUUUCUGCUAACUAAAUGCGCAAAUUAAAACUAGUCGAAUCAACAGAAUCAUAUCAAAGUCGAAAUCAAAAUACAUGCAAUUAAAUCAAAUAAAAGAAACACACGAAAAACAGGCAGAUGGCCGAUGAAACUGGAAACCGCCAAAAGUGAUACUAAUUUUAAUGAAAAGUGCACAACCACAAACUGAAACAGCUACGGCACAACUCGCAUUACACUGCACCCAAAAAUAAUCACGCACACAAGCGCACAUACAUACAAACGCAUAUAAAGAAAAAAUAUACGCACUUCGUGCUAAAAUUUAAAUAAGAUAAAGUGCAGUGAAAAUUUAGCCUCAAAAUGGUCGACGACUUUUCACCGAUGCGCGUGCAGAAGAAAACACGCAGCGCAUCCAUUUGCGCGACCAGCGGUGGCAGCAUCGAAACGGCCAUACAUAAUAUGCAACCAUAUGGAGCGGCAUCAGGCAGUGCCACACCCGAAAGUGGCGGCACGCCCGGUUAUCGGCGUCGACGACCGGCCACACGGUCACAGAGUGCGCGCAUCACCAGUGGCGCAAAAUCGGUGCGCCGAAGAGCUCAAGUGCAAGCACAACAACAACAGCAACAAUAUAACUUGGAAAAUGCGCGCUCCUACUGUACGAGCGAACCGCGUCUCAGUGAAACGGAAACACCGCCGCAAAGACGCAAAUUAUCACAGCGUAGACCGCAACAGCAUGCACAGCGAAAAUCAAAUGCUUUCCUCGAUGUACCCGCAAUGCAUCAUUUGCGUGUCAGCGACGAUGACGAAGAUUUGGAUCGUUUGCGCACAUUCAGUGCUUCCAAAGGCGGCGUCAUCAAUCGCGGCGAUUCGUUUCGACGUCGACGUUCCCGCAGCAACAGUUUGGCACCGGUGAGUCCAAUACAUCCGCGUGCCGGCACCGGCGGCGUUGGACUUGGUGGCAGUGUUGGUGGUGGCAUUAACGGCGAUUACUCGGGUGCACAGAAUGAGCCGCAUCAACAACAACCUGUCGAAGUGUUUUGCGUGGAAAUGCUCGGCGCAUCCGGUGUGGGCAAACAGGCAUUGAUCCAGCAAUUUCGGACGUCUGACUGCAUCAAUGCGUAUGACGGACCCGAAUGUGAUGUAGCGGAACAAAAUAUUUCAAUAAUUCUAAAUGGCAUCGAAUCGGAAUUAAAAUUCUCGACGGGUCAGCAAGACAACAAGGAUGAACUAGAAAAGGCUGAUGCUUUUCUUGUGAUCUACUCUUGCAUUGACAAGGAGUCAUUCACACGCGCCAAACAUAUACUUUCUCGUUUACAGGACAUGGAUUUGAUACGUACUCGUCCAAUUAUUUUAGUGGCGAAUAAAAUUGAUUUGGCACGUUCACGCGCGGUUUCUUCACAAGAUGGCAAAUGCGUCGCUUGCACUUUUGGCGCCAAAUUUAUUGAAGUCUCGGCUGGUAUCAAUCACAAUUGCGACGACUUACUGGCUGGCACUUUGACACAAAUUCGUCUCAAAAAGGAUCAAAAUUUAUUACAAAAAUCCAAAGAAAAGCACAAAGACAAAGAUAAUAAAAAUAAAGAAAGAGAAAAUGUUAUUGGCAAGGCUUUAGAGCACAAUGGCGCUGAUUGUGUAAAUGAGAAAAACUCAGAAAAUUUGGGCAAUCGAGAUGGUGCCUCCUCGCCGGCGCACUGGUAUAAAAGUCGCAGCGUUGUGUUGGCCAGCAUGAAAGCGCGCCAAAUGCUAACCUGGAUAUUGGGCAAAGAGGAUUCGAAAUUCAAGCAUUGCGAGAAUUUACAAGUACUCUAAAGAGUAGCGCACAUUAUGGGACAAGAUUUAAAUCGACGUACAACUGAGGAAUAAUAGGAGGAAUAUAAUUGGACUGUCAGAAAAAUAUGAUUAAAUCGCGAAAUGAAAGUAAGCGGAACGAGAGUGUGUAUGUACUUGUAUAUACUAAAUAAAUUUGUGUAUGUGUAGAUAAAAUAUUUCAUAAUAACAGAUCGUAUAUAAUGCCAUUUAUUUACUUUAUUAUGUACUUAUUAUAUUUAGCUAUAUUUAUGUAGCUAGCUGUAAACAAUUUAUAUAUGUACAUUUGUAUAUUCUAUGGUAAACGUAGACGUAGUCGUAUUUACUCCAACUUGCUUGAGAGUUUAGGUUAGGUGUGACAUGAAUCAAUAUUCUUAUACCAAUACAUGUAGAUUUCUAUGUACUGGUAUUUACAUAAUACAUGCGUAAUUGGAUGACUUCCUUGAAUCUCAAAAUAUUGUAACAUGGCAUAAGCGCAUUAGCAUUACAUAUCUUAGUAGCAGAGAGAAAACAGAGGGAAAUUGUUGCUAAACUGUUACUUACAGAAAUGCCUGCGAUCAAGCGCCUUCACAGUCAAAUCAAAACCUACAGAAUCAAACAACCAAUUGCCCUUUUAAGAAAACCGGUUUCGUUGUAAAUUUAAUUGUACUGUAACAAAAGUUGCCACUGAUUUACAUGUAUAUGCAGAUAUAGUAUACUUAUAUAUACCA
Molecule: messenger RNA, 2495 nt
Organism: Anastrepha obliqua
Lineage: Eukaryota; Metazoa; Arthropoda; Insecta; Diptera; Tephritidae
Gene: Rgk3
Product: GTP-binding protein RAD
Exons: 9
Coding region: 343-1788 (481 amino acids)
Cellular component (GO): plasma membrane
Molecular function (GO): GTP binding; calcium channel regulator activity; GTPase activity
Source: RefSeq, a predicted model, not a curated record